Lathyrus oleraceus (garden pea) is the source of this 1352-nucleotide messenger RNA. RefSeq lists its product as uncharacterized. Gene Ontology annotation, biological process: snRNA transcription by RNA polymerase III; snRNA transcription by RNA polymerase II. Gene Ontology annotation, cellular component: snRNA-activating protein complex. Lineage: Eukaryota; Viridiplantae; Streptophyta; Magnoliopsida; Fabales; Fabaceae. Bases 353 to 1159 code for a protein of 268 amino acids. The transcript is spliced from 8 exons. Gene Ontology annotation, molecular function: sequence-specific DNA binding. The record is from RefSeq and is a predicted model, not a curated record.
CGUUAUAAACCCACACCAUCUGAGACUAAACUCUUCUGCCUUACUUGCCUUUUCUAUUAUUUCUUCAACCUGCAAAUGCUCUUUACAAUUAUACUAUAUUUUCUCCAAUUCAAUUUCAUCAAAUAAAGGUUCCACAAACCAACGUCGUCUUCAACUUAUGGUCAGCAUCUUGAAACAAAUGUUUGAUAUAUUAUUUUUAUUACUUUUAUACUGAGCGGUGGUGUGGUGGGCCGAUACGGCACCGGGGAUGGCGACACAAACGUUUAACCCCUCUUCCUCAUAUUCUAUGCCUUCUUCUCACUGAAUUUAUGCAAAUUUCUCAGGAAACUGGUGCAAAUCGGGGUUCUCUACCAUGAAUAUUGAUAAAUUCAAGCAGGACAUUGAUGAACUUAUCGCUCAAUUCUCACAGGAUGAGUCAAAAACUUUGGCUGAUAUGAAGAGAGUAUGGAUUUCUAAGAAGUUUUCCUACAUUUAUGAAGCUAGUCCUUCUACCAACUUGGCCUUCUUUAUGCAGUCUCUGUAUGCUCAUUGUAUAGGUUACAUCGUUAGCACCGCCGGUUCUUUAUCACACAGAUUGGGUGGCCUUUAUUGCCUCUAUUGUCUUUAUGAGACUCAAUCAUUCAAACCUCCUUUUAAGGUCUACAUAUCCCUUGGAGAGUUAAAGAAUCUUAGAACCCUUGUUGUUGAUGCAAAGGCAAAUGAUAUCAGUGUGGUGCCUGCUUUAGUCAAAAGAAUGCUGGAAAGAAACACAUUCCUUUUUGGUGCUGUCGACUUAGUGGAAAGUUCUGCCACAGAAACAGUAAAUCAACUCCAAAAUUUACAGAAGGCUCGUAUUCAAGUUGCAUACAAAAAGUUGUUCGAUAGCACGCCAAUUGAAACAUAUGUUCGCAUGGACCUUGGAAUGGAAAUAGACCUCAAUUUGCUGAAGGAAAUGUCAGCUGAAUAUGCUGAGGCCAAGAAUGUAGCAAUUAAAGAAGCAAGCGGUAUAUUGGAUGUCCAAAACAUAAAACACAUAUCAGAAGAUAAGGAAUUGAUAGGAGAUGUUGUGGAGAAGAUCGCUGAUGAUUGGAAUGUCCAGAAACAAACAUUUUAUAAACAAACAGGAUUGGAGGAGGAUGACGGAUAUGAUCAGGAGCUGGAGCAAUUUCUUCUAGAGUAGUUUUCAGAUGAUGAUGAGCAUAAUGAAAACUGAGGACUAAAAAUUGAGCUAUAGUUUCUAGCUUAUAGGGAAUUUCAUAAUAUUAUUAAGCCUGGUUAAAAUUGCGUAUCAUUUCAAAGAAGCAUGCAUUUUUUUUAGGAUUAUUUUGUAAAUAUCUCACAUGCAAUCCAAGAGGAAGCCGAAUUUUAUUAUA